Molecule: messenger RNA, 3063 nt
Organism: Tetrahymena thermophila SB210
Lineage: Eukaryota; Ciliophora; Oligohymenophorea; Hymenostomatida; Tetrahymenidae
Product: kinesin motor catalytic domain protein
Exons: 10
Biological process (GO): microtubule-based movement; mitotic spindle organization
Molecular function (GO): microtubule motor activity; ATP binding; microtubule binding
Source: RefSeq, a predicted model, not a curated record
AUGGAGUAGGAAAAAUAAAACGUUAAUAGCUCUAAUUCCCCGGAACCAGCUAAUGUUGAGAACAAAAAUUAAGGUGAGCAGUAGCAGCCUUAGCAGUAAUAACAGAAUUAGUAAGUUAUAAAAUAAUAGGUACCUGCUGUAAUUGCAAAUAUUGAAAAGAAAGUUCCUGAAAUGGAAUCUAAUAUUUUGGUUGCAAUUAGGGUAAGGCCUUUGAAUAUAAAAGAGGAAAAUCAAGGAGAUUGGGAUAUUAUUCGUAUAGAGGAUUAGCUAAUCAUUGUUUUAGAUCCAGUUGAAAUGGAGUUUGCAAGCGAGAAUAGGAAAAUGUUGGAAGUUUAUCACCGUUCUAAAGAGCAGAGAUAUGCAUUCGAUAAGAUUUUUAGAUUGCAUAGUUAAGAGGAAGUUUAUUCAUAAACAUGUCGUCAUUUAAUCAAGCCAGUUAUUCAAGGAUUUAAUGCUACUGUAUUUGCUUACGGUCCAACAGGAACUGGUAAAACUUAUACUAUGCUUGGUAAUUAAGACACACCUGGUUUAUGCACACUCACAAUUCAAGAUAUUUUUCAAUUCAUCAAAAAAGAUUCUGAUAAUGAAUAUCAAGUAACCAUUACUUACGUAGAAAUUUAUAAUGAAACAAUUAGAGAUUUGCUUGUUCCUCAUUCAACAUAUUUAGAACUUAGAGAUGACCCAUUAAAGGGUAUAACUAUUGCUGGUGUUACUGAAUCUAAAGCCGAGUCAGUUGAAUAAGUCAUGAAUUUACUCUUUUUGGGUAACAAGAGAAGAACAACAGAGGCAACAAAUGCAAACUAAACUUCCUCUAGAAGCCAUGCUGUUUUCUAAGUUACAGUUAAUUCUAGAUCCAGAACUAAAAAUACAGAGUAAGAAAAUUUGUAAGGAAAGCUUUCUUUGAUUGAUUUAGCUGGCUCAGAAAGAGGAACUGUUACAGAAAACAGAGGUAUCCGUCUGAGAGAAGGUGCUAAAAUUAAUUAAUCUCUCUUAGCUUUAGCAAAUUGUAUUAAUGCUUUAGGUGAUAAAUCAAAAAAAGGAUUUUUUGUUCCUUAUAGAGACUCAAAAUUGACAAGAAUGCUUAAAGACAGUCUGGGAGGAAAUUGCAAAACAGUUAUGAUUGCAAACGUAAGUCCUAGUAGUGCUUAAUUCGAAGAAACAAUUAACACUUUGAAAUAUGCAAAUAGAGCAAAAAAUAUAAAAACAAAAGUCUAAGCAAAUAAGAGAUUAGUCUCUAUGCAUAUAGCUGAGUAUAAAAAUAUUAUAAAUGACCUACGCUCUGAAAUAGAAUAGCUCAAAGCUAAGCUUCAUGAUAAAAUUGGAGAUAAUAAUGACAUUCUGAAUUAUUAAGAAGAGGAGCAGUAAUAUUUAGAAAAGUAGCAUUUGAACUAACUUCCAAAUGUUAUUUCUGGUAACUGCAUUUGUGGUAGAUAAGAAGAUGAGUAAAACAUGAGAAAAAUUCAAGAAGAAAUAUUUGAAAAUUUUUAGAAUAGAAUAUAACUUCGUAGAGGUCUAAUGGAAGUAGAAGAAUAAAAUGCUAUGAAUAUCCUUGAGAUUAAAAAAAAAUAAGCAGAAAUACUAGUUUGGAAGAAAUCUGCAUAAUAUUAGGGAAGCUAAGAAAAUAACAUUGAGGAUUUAAAUAUAGAUGACAGUUUAUCUAAUAAUUAAUAACAACAAAAGGAACCUAAAAAAAAAAUACCUGAAGAAAUCAAAUAACUAGUUAAGGCAGUUAGAACUUUAAAAGUUGCAACUGAGAAGAACACAAUUAGAAAAGAAAUGAUGACGUUAAGCUUAUUAGAAAAUAUUGCUAAUGCGAAGUUGAUUCGUGAUAGAAUUCCAAAAAAAAUUAAACAUCAAGAUAAAAGGAACUAUCUAGAACUUGUUAUUAAAAAUCAUGUUUUAGAGCUGUAAAAUAUUGAAAUGGAAAUAAACUUGCAGAUCUAGGAAAAGACCAUUUAAGAUUUAAAAAACAUCAUAGAGUCUUAAAGAAAAAUAAUAAAUGAAAAUAAUAUUAACAGUCAAGCUAAUGGCCUAUUAAACGAAGAAGAAAACAAUAUUUUAAGUAAUUAUUCUUAAGAUGACAUAGACAUAGAAUUUUAAGACAUAGUCGAUGAAGAUGAUCUAAAUGAAGAUAAAGAUAAUUAAGAUGAUGAUGAAGAGGAUAUGAAUGACAUAACCGAUCUCUAAGAAAUGAUAUAAAAAUAAAAAGAAUUAAGUUCUCCUAUGAAUAACAAUGCUGCCAACAAUUAAAAUUAGGAUGACUUUAAUAUGUAUGAAAAGCCUAACAAGAGAGAUGAUUUAGAUAAAAAUGGUAACAAAAGAGGCUCAUCUAGAACUGAUGUGCUUCCUGAGAUAAACCAAAAUAAAAGAGAUAAAUCUGCUGCUGGUUAUAAUAAUAAACACUCAUCGAAAUCCUCCUAAGAUAAUAUGAUCAAGAAUUAAUUUAACGAUAAUGAAAUUAAUAAGGAAACUCUGAAUGAGAUUGAUGAAAAUAAUAAUGAAGGCUUCAAUAGCACUCCUAAAAUGGUCUAAGGCAAUUUGAAGGGGGAAAAAAAGAAAGAGUAAAUUGACCAAAAGAAAAAGAAUCAUAAUAAAUAAUAGAAUCCAAAAAAGAAAGAAGGAACCUCAGCUAUCCCUAAUAAUGUGUAAAUAAGUAUUUAAGGUUAAGCUGCAAUUUAAAAUUCAAAAGAAAGUGGAAGCUUAAAUAUUAUUUAAAGCAAUUAAGGUGGUGGUAUAAAUAAUAUUUCUAAUAAUGUGAAUAGUAUGAGUAAUAUAAACAGUUAGCUAAAUGGGAAUAAUAUAAACAUCAAUAAUAAUAAUAAUAACAAUAAUAAGGGUAUGCCCUAAAUCGGAAAAUAAAAUAAUUAAUAGCCAUAAAAAGACAAAGAUUUUUCUGGCCUAAAUUUAAAAGGAAAAAAUAUAAUAUUGCCUGCAUUAAAUAGUAAUAACAAUAAUUAGAGUAACAUCAAUAACAAUAAUAAUAAUAAUCCAUCUUCUAAUCCUAAUAUACCAAAUAACAAUUUUCUUAAAGACGCUAAUGCAUAAAAUCGUAAAAAGCGUUGA